CUCUGUGCUGGGAUCAUGCGACUUGCCUCGCUGUGCAUGCUGGUGGUGUUUGCUGGUGUGAUUCCAGCCCAGGGCGGGAUACUGGACCUGAACAAGAUGAUCAGACGAGUGACGGGGAAGAGACCCAUCUUCUCCUAUUUUUUCUAUGGCUGUCACUGCGGAUUUGGUGGCAAAGGCCAACCCAAAGAUGCCACAGACUGGUGCUGCCACACCCAUGACUGCUGCUACGCUCACCUGAAGCACCACAAAUGCAAUAUUCACUUGGAUCGCUACAGCUACAAGUCUUCCCAGGGGAACAUCCAGUGCUCUGACAAGGGGAGCUGGUGUGAGCAGCAGCUGUGCACCUGUGACAAGGAGCUGGUGCUCUGCCUGCAGCGGAACCUGGACACCUACAAGAACCACCUGCGUUACUACUGGCGGCCCAGAUGCAAGGGCCAGACCCCCACGUGCUAGGA
This is a messenger RNA of Aethalodelphis obliquidens (Pacific white-sided dolphin), 455 nucleotides long. RefSeq names its product group IID secretory phospholipase A2. Gene Ontology annotation, molecular function: phospholipid binding; calcium ion binding. The record is from RefSeq and is a predicted model, not a curated record. The coding region runs from base 16 to 453 and encodes 145 amino acids. NCBI's taxonomy places the organism in Eukaryota, Metazoa, Chordata, Mammalia, Artiodactyla, Delphinidae. The transcript is spliced from 4 exons. Gene Ontology annotation, biological process: lipid catabolic process; phospholipid metabolic process; arachidonate secretion.